Rhipicephalus microplus (southern cattle tick) is the source of this 2226-nucleotide messenger RNA. RefSeq lists its product as uncharacterized. NCBI's taxonomy places the organism in Eukaryota, Metazoa, Arthropoda, Arachnida, Ixodida, Ixodidae. The record is from RefSeq and is a predicted model, not a curated record.
AUGAUAGAGGAUGCGAAAAAAACGACGAACCGCUUGCAGCGGAAAAUUUCUCACCUCAAUAAGUCACUGCAGACGCUCCAAAGCCAGCACGAUACGGUUCGUGAACGGCUUCAAGCUUUCGAAAGCAACAAACAAAUCGCCUGUUUUGUGAGUGUACUAAGAGCCGCAGACGAAGGCCAUAAAACCACCGAAUUUAUCAAGAAUCAAGUGUCGAAUUUCGCUUCCAAGAAGCCAGCGUAACGAUCGAUUCUGAGGGAGUGCGUCCUCUGGAAAGCGUGCUCCAACAAAGGUUACGAGUAUGUGAGAACAAGAGGCCUGUUCAAGUUGCCUUGUCGUGCCACACUGCAGAAGUACAUUGGGCACUCAACAGGUGAAAUAGGCGUCACAUCACUCAUAACAGAACGCCUCCGCGCAGAGCUUCAAGCGCUACAAGUCGAACACGAAAUCUUCUGCUCCCUGAUCAUCGAUGAAAUGGCGAUACAGCAGAAAGAUAUGUACGGUCGCCAACUCGAUAAGGUUUUCGGUCUCGUUGACAUGGGUCCUGAGCAGCAAUCAUGUGCAACGCCUGAAGUGGCGAACAGGUUGUUGUGCUUCGUCCUGCGAGGGCUAUCAACUGCCUAUGUAAUAACCCUUGGGUACUUCUUUACCCGGUGCCUCAGGAGUGAGCUACUUCGUUUUAUGACAAUGAAUGUCAUGAAGGCAGUCGAAGAUGUGGGUUUCCGUGUAACGAGGAUUGUUACCGACAAUCACCAGUCAAAUGUUGCGCUCUUCAAGAGCCUUUCCGAAGACGGAAUGCUUGCGCAUGUAGUGCCACAUCCAUUGCGACAAGGUGAUCCUGUUUUUUUGUCUUUUGAUCCGAAUCACCUCAUCAAGAACCUCAGAAAUAAUAUUGUGGAAAGAGAGAUGAUGGACGGAGAUAAUCUAAUUCAAGGUGGACUGCACUUGAAGGAGCUACUCAGCAUUCAGUCACAGCUACUCGUAAAGCCAGUGAGGUUCCUAACACAGUCACACGUUGAACCUAAUGACUUAGAAAAGAUGAAAGUGUCAAGGGCUACGCAAGUUUUCUCCCCAGUCGUAAUAGCAACGCUUGAGUUCCUACAAGAAAACCCGCAAUGCCACCCUGAUGCGACAGAAUUUCAGGACUGUUUGCCCACCAUCACCUUCAUGAAAAUGGAGUCGAAGUGGUAUGACCUUCACAAUAUUGGCGCUGUGAAGCCGCGCGGUCAAAGGGAAGAACCAUUCUACUUGAUCGACGACGACCGUCUUUCGUGGCUUGAAGUAGACUUCAUCACGUACAUCGAGGAGAUUCAGCUUUCUGGUGGCAAAACAAAAAAGAAAAUGACGAAAGAAACAUGCGAGGCAACGAUAAUGACGACGGGGUCAACUGUGGCAUUGAUUCAACAUCUAUUAGACAACAACUUUCGCUACGUCUUGACCCGUGCCUUGAACAGCGACCCCGUGGAUUCCCUCUUCAGUUGCUUUCGACAGUUUAACGGAGGCAACGAUAGAGUUGAUGCAAGAACCGUGGUCUUCACAGCCGAAAAGCUGUUAAAGGUUGGAAUCCUCCAAGCUGCUAAGAGUGGAAACGCUCCCCAUAGCUCCGAAACAAAUGCACCUCUAAAACUCGAAGCCCGAGAAGGCAACACCGCGGCCGUGCCACUUGUGGUCGUCCUCGGUGCUAAGCGGCUUUCCUAUGAGCUAGAAGUAUUAAAUGUUUAUCUUGCUGUGCCGGAUGACCUCGAACUAGCACCCCUAGUAUACCUGGCCGGAUACAUCGCGCGUGCAUGUGAAGAGAAGUUGCCCUGUGAAUCAUGCAAGGUUCUCCUGCAAGAGACGAAACCGUGUAGCAGCAUCUACGAUUUAGUGAAGAAAAUCGAUAACGGACAACUUCGGUAUCCCAACAUGGAGAUCGUGAAAAUUUGCAAACUCGCAUGUGACUUUGUCAGUGAAGUGAUGAAAGACACUGAAGUUCGAAGAAGUGGAAAUCUGUGUAAACUUCUUCACUCAGCCCUCCUUCCACAUUUGGUUACCUGCCCCGCACUACGGUGUGGUUCGGGCAGCCUUCAGCACACGAACCAGAUCUGUGAUGUUUUUUUUAAAAAGCUGCUUCGACCACUCCUAGCUAACUGGGCAGGGAAUGUGAGUGCCACUGUGCAACGUCUUGUAAGGCUGGCACACAAGCCCCUCUCCAGAAAAGUUCUGCGCCUUUGAGGACCAUGGCACCUC